Chionomys nivalis (European snow vole) is the source of this 2337-nucleotide messenger RNA. RefSeq names its product abhydrolase domain containing 15 (gene Abhd15). NCBI's taxonomy places the organism in Eukaryota, Metazoa, Chordata, Mammalia, Rodentia, Cricetidae. Bases 131 to 1510 code for a protein of 459 amino acids. Gene Ontology annotation, molecular function: short-chain carboxylesterase activity; monoacylglycerol lipase activity. The record is from RefSeq and is a predicted model, not a curated record. The transcript is spliced from 2 exons.
CCGCUAGGGAGGACGCUGGGCAGCCGCGGGCCUCCGGGCGGAGCCGCGGGCAGAGCCGGGAGCCCGGCGAGAGGGACAGCUCCACUCCCCGCCGCCCAGUGCCGCCCGCCGGAGACUGUCCUGCCAAGCCAUGCCUCCGUGGGCGGCCGUCCUCGCGCUGCUGCUGGCGGCGCUCGCUCUGCUCCUCCUGCGCCCCUGGAAGCGCGCCGUCGGAGCGCGGACCUCGGUCCGGGACCAGGAGGAGCAAGAGGUGGUGAGCAGAGGCCCCACGGCUCAGUUCAGCGACCGGCGCGAACCGCUCCCCGGGGGCUGCAGCCUGAUUUGCAAGCCCUCGGCGCUGGCCCAGUGCCUACUGCGCGCUCUGCGACGCUCGGCGGCGCUGGAACCCACCCCAAGCUUCUGGCUGUCGGGGCCCCACCUGCAGACCUUCUGCCACUUCAUCCUGCCCGUCGGGCCAGGUCCUGAGCUAGCCCGUGAGUACCUGCAACUGGCAGAUGAUGGGUUGGUGGCCCUGGACUGGGUCAUAGGACCUUGUGCCAGGGGCCGCCGGGUCACUAAUACUGGAGGCCUCCCUCCUGUGCUGCUGGUAAUCCCCAAUGCGUGGGGACGCCUCACCCGCAAUGUGCUGGGGCUCUGCCUACUCGCCCUGGAGCGCGGCUACUACCCGGUCAUCUUCCAUCGCCGCGGCCAUCACGGCUGCCCGCUGGUCAGCCCCCGUCUACAGCCUUUCGGGGACCCGUCCGACCUCAAGGAGGCGGUGACUUACAUUCGCUUCCGACACCCGGCGGCCCCCCUAUUCGCGGUGAGCGAGGGCUCGGGGUCCGCGCUCUUGCUGUCCUACUUGGGGGAGUGCGGCUCUUCCAGCUAUGUGACCGGCGCCGCCUGCAUCUCGCCGGUGCUACGCUGUCGCGAGUGGUUCGAAGCUGGCUUGCCUUGGCCCUAUGAGCGUGGGUUCCUGCUGCACCAGAAGAUCACUCUCAGCAGGUAUGCCUCGGCCCUGGAGGACACAGUAGACACCAGCAAGUUGCUCAGAAGCAGCUCCCUGCGAGAGUUUGAGGAAACCCUGUUCUGCCACACCAAGAGUUUCCCCAUCAGCUGGGACACCUACUGGGACCUGAAUGACCCACUCCGGGAUGUGGAUGAGGCUGCUGUCCCUGUCCUGUGUAUCUGCAGUGCUGAUGAUCCAGUGUGUGGACCCCCAGACCACACUCUGCCCGCGGAACUCUUCCAAAGCAACCCUUACUUUUUCCUGUUGCUCAGUAGCCAUGGAGGCCACUGUGGCUUCCUGCGCCCUGAGCCCUUGCCAGCAUGGAGCCACGAGGUUAUAUUGGAGUCCUUUAAGGCCCUGACUGAAUUCUUCCGAAUGGAAGAGAGGAUGAAAGGACUGAGCAGGCGCAGGACUUCAUUUUUGGGGGGCCGGCGUCGUUGGGGAGGCCUGCAGAAGCGAGAGGUCUCCCCUUCUUCCAAUCUGGAGGAGAUCUUCAGCUGGAAGCGGUCUUACACCAGGUGAAGCUUGCCUGGGGAGGCCCCUGCACCUUUGAGAAAGAUCCCAACAAGGGACCCCAGCAGCUGGAAGACUAAGGACUGAGCGGGGAGCUCUGCUCCCUUCUCCCUUCUCCCUUCAAACUGGAGAGAGAGAGAACUUGCAGCGUGAGCGCCCUAUCCUGGCUCUGACAACCAACAUUCUUGCUCACCCUACUCAGCCUACUGUCUCCUGUCAUCAAAGUCACAAGCCAAGUAACAGCAUGGGCUAAGAGGACUGGGGGGAAAAAUGCUAACUGUCCUUGCAGUGACUGUAGGGAAGAUGAGCUUAUAAGAGUCAAUGGGUGGUUCUGUCCCACAUAAAUAAUCAGAUUGGUGACUCUGAGUCUCGAGCUGGAGCCUCUUGGUACAGAAAGGACAGGAUGUUUGUGUCUCAGUCCUGCUCCCUCGUGUUCUGCGGUUGUGGUUCCGCUCCGACUUCUGCACGAGCAGCUGAGGAAGCAGGCUGUCAGAGUUGCCUAGCUCUCCCCAGUCUGAGAAGGCAGCAGAGGCAGGACAUGCCGGGCUAAGGCCAGCUUGGUAAAUGCUGGCGAGGGUAGAAUGUGAGUCUGUCCCUGGACGCCUCUCAUGGUGGCUGCGAAGUAAGUUGGGCCUCUAGGCCACGCCCUCCAGCCCAGUCUGAACUGGCUCCCAAGAGUAUUUUAGAAAUAGGAGAUGCUGUUGCCCAGGGUCUAAGGGCUCUGCUAGCCGGGCGGUGAUGGCACAAACCUUUAAUCCCAGCACUCGGGAGGCAGAGGCAGGCGGAUCUCUGUGAGUUCGAGGCCAGCCUGGUCUACAAGAGCUAGUUCCAGGACA